Molecule: messenger RNA, 1559 nt
Organism: Elaeis guineensis (African oil palm)
Lineage: Eukaryota; Viridiplantae; Streptophyta; Magnoliopsida; Arecales; Arecaceae
Product: serine/threonine-protein kinase OXI1
Biological process (GO): protein phosphorylation
Molecular function (GO): protein serine/threonine kinase activity; ATP binding
Source: RefSeq, a predicted model, not a curated record
GGAAGCACAAAACCCGGUCUAUAAAAAUAAAUGAAAACCAUAGCUUUCCUGCUGCGUUUUUUUCCUACAACUAUUGAUAAAAAUCCCUCCGGCGAUGGCUGACCCACCGCCUGCGGCGCCGCCGCCGCUGGACCUUGGGGACCUGAGGGCCGUCGCUGUCCUCGGCCGCGGCGCCAAGGGCGUCGUCUUCCUCGUCCGCUCCCCUUCCUCCCCCGAGGCCCUCGCCCUCAAGGCCAUCUCCCGCUCCUCCAUCGAGCAGAAGAACGCCGCCGACGCCUACCGCCGGAUCUGGUUUGAGCGCGACGUCCUCCUAGCCCUCCGCCAUCCCUUGCUUCCUUCCCUUCGUGGCGUCGUUUCCACCGACAAGAUCGUUGGGUUCGUCAUCGAGCGCUGCUCCGGCGGCGAUCUCAACUCGAUCCGCCGGCGGCAGACGGAGAAGAUGUUCUCCGACGAUGUCAUCCGGUUCUACGCGGCGGAGCUGGUGCUCGCGUUGGAGUAUUUGCACGGAUUGGGGAUCGUCUACAGAGAUCUGAAGCCCGAGAACGUUUUGAUCCAAGAAAACGGCCACCUGAUGCUCGUCGACUUCGACCUUUCCACCAAACUCCCAGCGAAAUCGCUGGAGUCUCUCAAACCUUCCGCCAAGAAACCCGACCCUCCCCUCCGCCAUCCUCCGCCACCACCGCCUUCGGCUCCCGCAAAGAAGAAGUGCUUCCCGGGUUGCUUCUCUUGCAAUGCUGGCGUGUCGCCCGAGAGCUCCGACUCGCCGCGGGGCUCCGAAGCCGUCGUCGAGUCUACCCCGAAGCCGUCGUCGGCGUCGGGGAAGUUGAACUCGUUCGUCGGGACGGAGGACUACGUGGCACCGGAGAUCAUCCGAGGCGACGGCCACGAUUUCGCCGUCGACCGGUGGAGCCUUGGCGUCGUCCUCUACGAGAUGCUGUACGGCCGGACGCCGUUCCGAGGGCAAAACCGGAAGGAAACUUUCUACCGGAUCCUAACGAUGGAACCAGAGCUGACGGGGGAGCAGACGCCGUUACGCGAUUUGUUACGCCGUCUUCUCGAGAAGGACCCCGGUAGAAGAAUCUCGCUCGACGGCGUCAAGCGGCACGAAUUUUUCAGAGGGAUAGACUGGGAAUCCGUCCUCCAGAUAUCGCGGCCCCCGUAUAUUCCGGCGGGGCCUAAUGUGGAAGCGGAGGGCGCGGAGGGAAAUAACCCGAUCGACGUAGAAAAGCUGGUACAAGAGGUAUUCUGUAACGGUGACGGUAACGGAAAUGCCGCCGGGGCGGCGAGGGAUAAAAGCUCGGAGGGGAACCGGGAGGAAGGAUCUCUUUCUGGUUUUUCUGUUUUUUGAUAUAUUUUCGGUGGAAGAGAAAUCUUUCUCUUUAUUAUAAUUUUUGGUUAAUCAUUAUUCUUCUAAUAGAGAGAGAAAACUGCAACAAGUUACUAAGUUAGGAACGUAACAAGAUAAUGUUCUUGUUAUUUUUUUUACUAGUCUUUGCUAUUAAUUGUACAGAUAAGGGAAAUUAAAUAUUUGUAAUGAUAAUGUAAAAAUAAUUAGCCUA